Messenger RNA from Neoarius graeffei (lesser salmon catfish), 1609 nucleotides. RefSeq names its product interferon regulatory factor 4 like (gene irf4l). Gene Ontology annotation, biological process: immune system process; regulation of transcription by RNA polymerase II. The coding region runs from base 39 to 1298 and encodes 419 amino acids. Lineage: Eukaryota; Metazoa; Chordata; Actinopteri; Siluriformes; Ariidae. Gene Ontology annotation, cellular component: nucleus. Gene Ontology annotation, molecular function: RNA polymerase II cis-regulatory region sequence-specific DNA binding; DNA-binding transcription factor activity, RNA polymerase II-specific; protein binding. The record is from RefSeq and is a predicted model, not a curated record. The transcript has 9 exons.
CAAAAUAUCUGCGUGAGAGUAAGGAGACCGGUGGCUGAAUGGCUGGAAUCUCGGGUAACGGAAAACUUCGCCAGUGGCUGAUUGAGCAGGUGGAUGGAGGGAAAUACCCCGGGUUGGUGUGGGAGGACCGCGAGAAGAGCACGUUCCGUAUUCCGUGGAAACACGCCGGCAAGCAGGAUUAUAACCGCGAGGAAGACGCGGCGCUUUUCAAGGCCUGGGCGCUCUUUAAGGGCAAAUAUCGCGAAGGCAUCGAUAAACCGGACCCACCGACUUGGAAAACGCGCCUCCGCUGCGCGCUCAACAAAAGCAACGACUUCGAGGAACUGGUAGAGAGGAGUCAGCUGGAUACUUCUGAACCUUAUAAAGUGUACAGGGUCAUUCCGGAGGGGACCAAGAAAGUGUCCUGUGAGAGGACUCCCACAAUGACAAACCCUCAGAGCUUCCCACUGUACCCGACGCACACACAUCUGCAUAAUCAAGUUUCUAACUUCCUGUCUCCAGCUGAGAAAGGAUGGAGAGAUUUGCCAGAGCAAGCUCCAUUUCCAGAUUUCUACUACCCUUACAAUCCUAACUCAUACACUGCGUCCUGGGAUUCAGUCGGUUACCAGAUCAGCAACUCAUUCUACAGCUGCAGUGGUUUUGAUCCUUCGCCAUCCACCUUUAACUUGGAGCAGAGCAUGAGAACUGCAGCUUUCUCUGAUCCCAGACUACAGGUGUCUGUAUUCAGUGGGGAUUCUCUGAUCAGGGAGAUGACCGUCCUCAGCAGUGAGGGCUGCAGGUUGGCUCCUUAUGAAGAGAACCAGAAUUAUGGAGGCCCUGAGCUGGUACAACUUCCUCAGGGUGAGGGUACAGAGCUGGAGCAUGGUGUUGUGGUCUGGAUGGCGCCUGAGGGCCUGUGUGCCCGUCGGCUCUGCAACGCCAGGGUCUAUUGGGAGCUGGUGCCCACCACCACUGCUGCUAAACCUAAUAAACUGGACAGGAACCAGACCUGCAAACUUCUGGACAUCCAGCAGUUCAUCGCAGAGUUACAAGGCUACUACCUACAGACAUGUCCUCCUCCUUGUUAUCAGGUGCUGUUAUAUUUUGAGCAGUGCCAUGACAUCCACACUCACAGGAGACCCAUAACAGUGCAGGUGGAGCCACUAUUUGCUCGCCAGUUGUUCAUCCUGAGUCAGCAGAACAGUACACACCACAUGAGGGCUCCCGAUAACGCACCACUGAUGUGGGAUCAGAUGCCUCCUUCUCAGCAGAACUACUACACAGGGAGCUCUCAGCAGCAUGACACUCUGCAGGACUAAAUUCCAUGUGACACAAGUGAGGAGGUGACAAUAUAGCAUUUUACUGUUUUAUUACAUUGCAUUAGGGGGAAAAAGAAUUAUGUACUUGAAGGCAGAAGUCGACAGAUUUUUCUUUUAUUACUUUUGUAUUUCUGUAGUAGCAUUACUGUAUGGCAUCUCAUGGACAAUGCAUGCUUAGACAUAUUCAUUAUAUAGAUUUUUAUUUGCUGCACUGAUAGAUAAACCUCAUCAAGUCUGAAGAAAUUAAAUAUAAAUACCUGCAAUGAACAAAAAUAAUUUUGGCAACUACUUUAGAGCAUUUCUUUGUCAAU